Solea solea (common sole) is the source of this 4253-nucleotide messenger RNA. It is a transcript of the gene ganabb, whose product is annotated as glucosidase II alpha subunit b. The transcript is spliced from 25 exons. Gene Ontology annotation, molecular function: carbohydrate binding; glucan 1,3-alpha-glucosidase activity. Lineage: Eukaryota; Metazoa; Chordata; Actinopteri; Pleuronectiformes; Soleidae. The record is from RefSeq and is a predicted model, not a curated record. Bases 125 to 2980 code for a protein of 951 amino acids. Gene Ontology annotation, biological process: carbohydrate metabolic process; N-glycan processing. Gene Ontology annotation, cellular component: glucosidase II complex.
UAUGGGAAAGUCUAGUUAAGUUUUUAAUAACUUCAUUAUAUUUGGUGUGUUGUGGCGGCUCUUACUUUUUAACGAUCUUUGGCGCAGACUGAAAUGGGCGGAGUCAAGCGGGAGCAUAAUCAAUAUGGCCUCCUUCACAGAGAGGAUGGCAUCUGCCUUCAUACUGUGGCUGGCUGUGUGCCUCAGUGGGUCGUGGGCUGUGGACAGGGGCAACUUUAAGACCUGUGAUCAGAGUGCCUUCUGCAAGCGUCAGCGAGCCUUGAAGCCCGCUGAGUCUCCAUAUCGAGCCCUUCUGGAGACCAUGGAGCUGACCAACACUAGACUCACCCUGCAACUCAUCAAUGACAACAACAAGGUGCGUCUACUGCUUGAGCUCUACCGUCUCCAGGGAAACAUCACAAGGGUGAAGAUUAAUGAGCUGAAGCCACUAAAGCCUCGCUAUGAGGUCCCAGACGUGCUCAUCAGGGAGCCACCUACUGAGCCCCUGUCUCUGUUGUCUCAGGAUGAGAAUGGGGUGGUGCUGUCCCUGGGGGCAGAGUCUCAGAGGGUUAUUGUUAGCGCCCGUCCCUUCCGACUGGACAUCAUGGAAGGACGUGAAGUGCUGAUGUCACUGAACUCGCGUGGCUUGCUAGCUUUUGAGCACCUGAGGAUGCGCAAGGACACUUUCUCCUAUAAAGUAACUAGCACAGUGGCUAGUGUGUGGGAUAAUAUCAAGAGGGUAUUCUCUAGUCAAGCUGAGCCGGAAGCUGAGAAUAAAGAAGAGGCUGAUCCAACUAACCAAGCUGAGGUGGCAAAAGAAGAAGACGAGAAAGUAGAUGAUGGGAUGUGGGAGGAAACCUUUAAAUCACACUCAGACAGCAAACCUAAUGGCCCAUCUGCUGUAAGUUUAGACUUUUCACUGCCAGGGGUGGAGCAUGUAUAUGGCAUCCCAGAACAUGCAGACACCCUCAGGCUCAAAACAACAGAUAAUGGAGAUCCAUAUCGGCUCUACAACCUGGAUGUGUUCCAGUAUGAGCUGUAUAAUCCCAUGGCACUGUAUGGGGCUGUUCCUGUUAUGUUGGCCCACAACGCCCAGCGGACCACUGGCAUCUUCUGGCUCAAUGCUGCUGAAACCUGGGUGGACAUCAGCUCCAACACAGCUGGAAAGACCGUGUUUGGGAAAAUGCUGGAUUAUGUUCAGGGCUCCAGUGAGACACCACAGACGGAUGUGCGUUGGAUAUCUGAAAGUGGCAUCAUCGACGUCUUCAUUAUGCUUGGACCAACAGCCAAAGAUGUUUUCUCUCAGUACGCCUCCCUUACAGGCACCCAGUCUUUUCCUCCCCUGUCUUCCCUGGCUUACCACCAGUGCCGCUGGAACUAUAAUGACCAAGAAGAUGUGAAAGCGGUCGAUAUGGGCUUUGAUGAGCACGACAUCCCCUAUGACUUCAUCUGGCUUGAUAUUGAGCACACGGAUGGGAAGCGCUACUUCACCUGGGAUCCGCACAAGUUUGCGACACCAAAGGAAAUGCUGCAGGGUCUCGUGGACAAGAAACGCAAGAUGGUGGCCAUUGUGGACCCUCAUAUCAAAGUAGACAGCAGCUACAAGAUCCAUAAUGAAAUCCGUUCUCGGGGUUACUAUAUCAAGAAUAAAGAUGGUGGGGACUAUGAGGGCUGGUGCUGGCCUGGUAGUGCCGGUUAUCCAGACUUCACCCGUGCAGACAUGAGGUCCUGGUGGGCCAGCAUGUUUGCCUAUGAUCAGUAUGAGGGCUCUAUGGAGAACCUUUACACAUGGAAUGAUAUGAAUGAACCAUCGGUCUUCAAUGGGCCUGAGGUCACUAUGCACAAGGAUGCAACACAUGGAGACUGGGAACACCGAGAUGUGCACAACCUCUAUGGCUUCUAUGUGCAAAUGGCCACAGCGGAAGGUCAGAUCCAGCGAUCCGGAGGGGUUGAGCGGCCGUUUGUCCUGACCAGAGCCUUCUUUGCAGGGUCACAGCGCUAUGGUGCUGUGUGGACAGGAGACAACGCAGCUGAGUGGGACCAUCUGAAGAUCUCUAUCCCCAUGUGUCUGAGUCUGGGUUUGGUUGGAAUCUCUUUCUGUGGUGCUGACGUUGGUGGCUUUUUCAAGACGCCCAGCAGCGAGUUGCUUGUGCGUUGGUACCAGACAGGGGCGUAUCAGCCAUUCUUCAGAGCCCAUGCCCACCUGGACACACCUCGCCGUGAGCCUUGGCUGUUUGGUCCUGAAAACACUGCAUUGAUCCGUGAGGCUGUGCGCCAACGCUACACCCUACUACCCUACUGGUACCUGCAGUUCUACCAUACACACCGCACUGGAGAGCCUGUCAUGAGACCUCUGUGGGUGGAGUAUCCUCAGGAUCCUGCUACUUUCGCACUUGAUGACGAGUUUCUGAUUGGGAGAGACUUGUUAGUGCACCCAGUUACUGAGGAAGGAGCCCGGGGAGUCACCGCCUACCUGCCUGGUAAAAACGAGGUCUGGUUUGAUGUCAACACCUUCCAGAAGCACAACGGGGCCCAGAACCUUUACAUUCCUGUCACCAUGAAUACUAUCCCUGUUUUCCAGCGUGGUGGCUCCAUUAUUCCCAGGAAGCUUAGAGUCCGCAGGUCCUCCACCUGCAUGGAGCAUGAUCCCUAUACUCUAUAUGUGGCUCUUAAUCCCCAGAGAACUGCCGAAGGUGAGCUCUACAUAGACGACGGCCACACAUUCAACUAUGAAAAGAAGGAAUUCGUCCACAGGAGGCUGUCGUUUGUCAGCAACAUUCUCUCUUCUGUUGACUUGGCUCCAGAUGCCCAAUUUACUACCCCAUCCUGGAUUGAACGUGUUGUAAUACUGGGAGCUAGUAAGCCCAGCAAGGUUACCCUUAAAACUGCUGAUGGUCAGGAGAGCCAGCUUGAAUUCGACUUUGACUCCUCCAUGUCUGUGUUGACGCUUCGCAAGCCCGGCAUGAAUGCAGGGGCAGACUGGACUGUGACUCUGAAAUAAAGACGGAGAUGGAGAGGAGAAAUUGACUGAAAAGAAGAGGAGGGAGGGAGGGAAGGCACCGAUACCAGGUUAACAACAGAUGGACGACAGGAUAACCACCAUGGAAAACAAGGACAAACACAGUUAACAUUUCUACACACACACACACAAACACACACACACACACACAUACACACACACACGGAUUUAGACCUGUUGGUUAUAACGUUUUUGCCAUGUCCCUCUUCCUUCUUUUCUGUCAGACUAUAAUGCCUAACAGAAAAGGUUACUAGUAGAUAGAUAAUUUGUUUGUGAUAUUUUUUCAGAAUGAUAACAACUGAGCAACCAGAAUUGGGUCCUUGUAAUUAAUAUUUCGGGUUAAGAAAGAAAACAUUCUAGCACUUUUUCUCUUUUAUAUUAUGUUUCCAUCCAGUCAAUCUCAGAAUGAAAAUCACUGUGGCAGGGAUUAUUUGCCAUUUAAACUAUAAAGGUUGACACACUUGCUCCACCUGCUGGUGAUUCCCUUGAUUUGUUUUUGAAUUGAUACUGCUCAUACAUUCAUUCCACUUUGCUUUUUUAAAUUAUGGGGCUUGAACACCAACAGUCUUUCUUAUGGCUCUACACAAGCAGUGUUUUUUCCCCUUAAAUGUUCUGAAUAAUAUAAGUUUAAAAAACAAAACAAAAAAACCUUACCUUCUGACCAAUUCCGACCACUUCAUUCAUUGUUUAGCCUCUCCCUGAAUUCCUCAAUGAACAUUUUGUGUGCAUGGAAAUCACUUGUCAUCAUCUCUUUACUUGAUCAGGUCAUUCAGCUGCUGCACUGUGGGGAAUUUCAGGUGUGGCAGUGGGAAUUGUUGCAGAGAACUGAACCACUGAUUGUGUGGAUCACACCAUUUUUUUUGUAGCUUUUUCUUGUUCACUAGAAUAUUUUAAUGCACUUGAAGAGUAAAAACUUAAACAUUGUAUAGAUUUUCAUGUGUUUUUUUGAUGUUGGAAUUCUAAUCCUUAAAAUGUAUGUCUCUUGCAAGUAUCAGUUUAUAACCUUCUGAUUUACAUGAAAAUCAAACCUAAAUACACACUGAGCACUCGUAAAUAUUCAAAUGAUUAUUUAGAGACUCCAGUUUGUCCCAUCUAGUCAAAUGAUCUGUCCAUUAUAGAGAUUUCAUAUAAUGUGUUGCUACAGUCUUGUUGGUGAUGGCUUGAACUGGCGGAUACUGAAGUGAAGGAACAGAUAUCAUAUGUACUUUAAAAGAUGAGACAAAGUGAAAAUAAAGUUGACCAAAUGUGAAUUUAA